AUGUCAACCCCCCACCUCCUCGACCUCCCCACCGAAAUCCUAAACCACAUACUCACCCCCCUACCCACACGCUCCCUACUCUCUUUCUUAGAAACCUCCCGUCACGCCCGCAUCCUCGCAAACGCCAAUCUGCACACCCUCUCUUUGGGAAUCGCGCCUCUUGCUCCCGCUUUCUUCAAGUACCUCGACCCGUCCAUCACCAGUACCAAUAACAACACAUCCGACCCCUACGAAAUCUGGCUGCGCAUCCCCCAGGCAAAAACCUACGAGUAUUUGACGUUGCACACCUUCCAAAGCUUGCUCGUAACAAGCAUACUAAACCGCCACGGCACGAUGCUGCAGCACCUCAACAUCAGCAUCUGGUCCCUAACCCUCCCCAUGGCAAAAGCGCUAACCACGCUCCGCGCCCUCCUUACCUUCAGCCUUAGAAUCGAAAGCGGCGCCAGGUACGUCCGUGGUAUCCCGCGGUCGCGUAUCGCUGUCGAACGGGAAGAGCAGGGUAAGGCUUGGGAUGUGCUUGCUGAGAGUGCGGGGGCGUGGAGUCGGCGAGUCGUCAGUUUGAAACUGGAAAAUUGUGAUGUUAGGGCUGAGCAGUUGGCUGUGCUGUUGGGAGAGAUGAGGGGGUGUGAGGAGCUGGGGUUGAGGAGGGGGAGGUAUUUGGGGAGGGAGAUGUGGGCGGCUCUGGGAGAGUGGGAGGGCAGGGGGAGGUUGAGGGUGUUGGAGGUGGCGGAGUGUGGGGAGUUGCUUGGGGAUGAGGCGAGGGAGGUUGUGGGGGGGUUGGAUGGGUUGGAGUCUCUCAACCUCUACGACUGUCAAGAACAACGAUCUGGAGAGUUUGAGCGGCUUAACGCGGAAACGUGGCAUAUCAAAGACUUCACAGCACCGAGACCGGGUGGUUACGGCGAGAACAUGAUCAUCGAGGUGGAUCCGGACUAUAUCUUCUGA
Alternaria ventricosa is the source of this 945-nucleotide messenger RNA. RefSeq lists its product as uncharacterized. Lineage: Eukaryota; Fungi; Ascomycota; Dothideomycetes; Pleosporales; Pleosporaceae. The transcript is spliced from 2 exons. The record is from RefSeq and is a predicted model, not a curated record. Gene Ontology annotation, molecular function: protein binding. The coding region runs from base 1 to 945 and encodes 314 amino acids.